Molecule: messenger RNA, 2262 nt
Organism: Plenodomus lingam JN3
Lineage: Eukaryota; Fungi; Ascomycota; Dothideomycetes; Pleosporales; Leptosphaeriaceae
Source: RefSeq, a predicted model, not a curated record
AUGACGACAGCUUUCACCCACGUUCAAGCUCACGGACCGAGUAUGUGUGACGCCAUUGGUUCGCCCUCUGCGGCAUUCAUCUCUCAAAUGGAUCAGGCUCCAGCGGCAUCAACAGACAAUGCCGAUCCACACUGUACUCCACCUUCCUCACCUAACAAGCAACGGCGACCCUCCACUCCAAAGUCCACACCACUGCACCGGCGCUUCCUAGAGGAAGUUUCAAUGUCUCCAGCAUCGCCCGCGACACCAGCAACACCUCCACAAACUCCAAGUCGCAGCCAACGCGACACUCCCACAAAGGAGCGCGAAACUCCUGCCAAAGUCCGUGCCACACCAAAGCAUCGCGGAAGCCCGGCCACGCUGGAGAUAGGCCCAAACGGCUUCUAUUUUUCUUGUGAAAUCCCAUUGAGCAAAAUUACGCCUAAGAAGCCGGCAUCGCCCCCCAAGAGCUCGCAGGCUGGGACACCCACGAGACGAACGCCAAGCCCAUUGAAGAACGUGACUCCGGUGAAGCAAACGCCUGCGAAGCGGGCCCUCGCCAAGGCGUUAUUUGGACCGUCGAUGGGGAAGGGCAGUGAUUCCUCAAAGCAUCAAGUGGGUACGCUAGUUACGAAGGGUAUUGAAGAUGGGAGCCCGGCUUGGACAUCGAGCAAGAUCCAUUCCAAAGAAGCAAGAGAUCCGAUAUCAAUGCCGGUAGCAUCGCUUCGCAUCCCAUCCGAGUGUCUGCCAGAUGUGAAUGAACGGGAUAUUCGCGAUGCUAUUACAGAAGCUUCAUCUAUCACCAGUUCCCACCAAGCACAAUCACAGAUAGACAGAACACAUUCAGCAAACGACACACGGCCCGAGAAUAUCGGCCACAUGAUGGCGAGGCUCACCUCCGGGUCUUUCAAGACAAACGAAUGGGCACGCGCGCAUCCAGGCGUCGAUCCAAUCAAGUCGCCCGCACCUACACCAUUGCGCAAGGCAUCAGAGACUCUCUACUCUGGGACUCCGCCUUCGUUCCUGAAGCUAAAUGCGGAGCAGCGUACAGUGACGAUCGAUGAGCCCACUAAGAAGGCAGGAAGUAUGUCUCCAGUACAGUCACAAGGAUUGCCUGUGCUGGCUGGGAAGUACUUUGAUGAAAGCAAGCGCGUCAAGAGCCCGGCUGUCAAGUGCGCAGGAACGAUGGCAGUGCAGAAGAUGAACCCCGCUGGGUUCAAAGUCAGGACCAUAAAAGCAUCACUGGUAAAGCAAGAUGAUACAGUUGGUAAAAUGGAGAUAGCAGAGCCUUUAUCUUGCCCUGCGCUACUAUUCUCAGGCCCAAAUUCUAGGUCAGACAAGGUCGAAGACGCAUCACUACAUCGCCUAGAGAAACAUGUCCAGCAGCGCAAUCCCAUUCUCUCCCCCGCAAAAUACAAAUUCCACCCAUCAAGCCAGCACCGACGCGCCGGGACAGACCCAGAGGUCUAUCUCGCAAUGCAAAAGGACAUGGCAUCGAUGGGGGAGAGUUUACGCCGAUCUAUCGGCUCAGCACUCUCACAAAGCACCCUUAACACAAACGAACUGCCGUCCAUGUCCAAUGCCAUUCUCAUGCGUGAAAUGGAUGCCAAGAUACCCAAGAUCUCCACUCCCUCCACCGCCAGACAUCGACUGACGAGGUGGAACUCGGAUACACCAGCUGUCCGCACCAAACUGCCGCAUAGCCUCGGGGUUGCUAAGCAACGCGCUGCCACGUUGACGGGGCCUGGUGUGCCAGUUUGGCAUCCGGACUGUAGUGUGGCUGGCCAAGUGCUUCGUGAAAAGGUCGCGGCACCGAAGGAUGCGUGUGAUGGUGCUUUUCCUCCUGAUGCGGGCAAGGCCGAUGGUGCUGUCACAUCAAGGUCACGGCCUGGAAAGAUGGUAGCGGAGAAGAAAUUGAAGGUUCCGACGACAGCGGUGGCUGCGACGCCGCGUCGGCAGAAGACUGGAGGGACUGCUACUAUGACUUCUGUGCGCCUUGUGAAUGGGACGCCUGGAAGGAAACAGGUGACAGGUGAACGUACCACUACGUCUACGCGCCCAGCCAUCGGAACACCUGUCAAGAAGCAAAUGACAGUUGAACGUACCACGACUCCUGCGCGCCCAGCCAUCGGAACACCUGCUAAGAAGCAAACACCAGCUGUUCCACUCUCGAAAACUCAGAACCCCCCUUACGCCAGUGACACGCACGAAACCAGCUACGAAACCUCCAAUGUCCUCUCGGAAACCUAUACCCAAGACUCCACAACCUUCAGCAAUUCGUAA